AUGGGAAAUACUUCACCGCAAAGAAAUUCGAUUCGAUCAAUAGCAACAACAACAACAAGUACAAAUGAAUCAAUACAAUAUCCAAAAUUAAAAAAAUCUCGUAGUUUACGUGAAUAUACUAGAAAUACACCAUUAAUUAAUAGUAGUAAAAACAGUAAUAGUAGUCGAAAAAAUACAUCAUUAAUAAGACCAAGAUCAAUGGCACCGACCGAUGCUGAAAUAUUUGAUAUUCGUAGUUUACGUUGUGCAUUACCUCUAUCGGAUAUAUUAAUCAAUGAUGACGCAUCAAUAACAAAUAAAAAUCAUGAAAAUGAAAAUCAAUUAAUGAAACAACUUGAUUAUAUUCAUUCUUGUGUACGAAAAGAUAAAGGUUUAUUUGGAAUGAUGACUGAAAAUAUUCAAAGUAAACAUAUUUUUUCUAAUAAUGAACCUGAAAAUACACAUACAUUAGAACGAACACCAGAAGAUUUUCAAAUGGAUUAUCAAUCAAUUUAUUUACAAACACUUGAUGGAGAAUUUAUACAUGCUUAUUGGAUACAACAAUCAGAUGAUAUUAAUUCAACAACAACACUUUUAUAUUUACAUGGUGCAGGUGGAAAUAUAUCACAUCGACUUGAAGUUUUACGACUAUUUUAUGAAAAUCUUCAUUGUAAUAUUUUAAUUAUUGAUUAUCGAGGUUUUGGUAAAAGUACUGGUUCACCAAGUGAACUUGGUCUUUAUAUAGAUGCUCAAACAGCAUAUGAUUAUUUAAUAUAUAAACAAAAAAUUUUGCCGGAAAAUAUAAUUGUUUUUGGUACAAGUCUUGGUGCAUCUGUAGCUAUACAACUUGUGAGUGAUCCAUUAAAUCGUGUUAAAGUAGCUAUAUUUGAAAAUGCUUUUAUAUCAGUACCGGAAAUCGCUAAAUAUUUUUUAACAUAUGCUAAAAGUGUUAUUGGUGUAACAAAAUCAAUUGGUUUUAUUUAUUUAUUUGAUUCAUUACCUAAAGUACGUCGUAUUGAAUGUCCAUGUAUUUAUUUAACCGGUUUACUUGAUCCUAUUAUUCCAACAUGGAUGUCCAAUACAUUGUAUAAUGAAACACGUUCAGCUAGAAAACGUCAUUUAUUUGAAUAUCCAUUUGGUAAACAUAAUGAUUUACCAAUAAUGCCAGAUUAUUUUGAAAAUAUACAAUCAUUUAUUAAUGAAUUACCUUUAACAAAACCUUCAACUGAACAACAAUCGGUGCUGAGAUAA
Messenger RNA from Rotaria sp. Silwood1, 1230 nucleotides. The record is from the annotation of a GenBank genome assembly. Lineage: Eukaryota; Metazoa; Rotifera; Eurotatoria; Philodinida; Philodinidae.